This is a messenger RNA of Drosophila melanogaster (fruit fly), 2570 nucleotides long. RefSeq names its product HMG coenzyme A synthase (gene Hmgs). Bases 808 to 2205 code for a protein of 465 amino acids. The transcript has 2 exons. NCBI's taxonomy places the organism in Eukaryota, Metazoa, Arthropoda, Insecta, Diptera, Drosophilidae. The record is from RefSeq and is marked reviewed. Gene Ontology annotation, molecular function: hydroxymethylglutaryl-CoA synthase activity; acyltransferase activity. Gene Ontology annotation, biological process: isoprenoid biosynthetic process; acetyl-CoA metabolic process.
AUUUUCCGCUGCUCACGGGUUUUUCAUUUAAGCACAAAAACCAAAACACUUUUCGCACAUUUUCCCGACUCCCCGCCCCCAGCCCACACGAUCAUCAGCUGGAUAUUUCCAGAUACAUCCGCAGACCUCGCGGCAAUCUGCCGUCGAACGAAACGCAACAAACUGGCGAACUCUUUUUUUCAGGGUCACACUGCUUCGACAAAAAAUCAUAGCCACAUUGCAAAAACUAAUUUUCUCACUAUCUUCAAUAAUCUACAAGAGAUUUGCGCACUUUUCCUGGUCAGCAGACCUACUGCGAUGUAGUAAUCGGUCUUUUUUUUCGGCGGGGGGUAACUUUUGCACUUUUCACGGCGACGUGGAAAACCCGCCGAAUUAACUAUUUCUUACGGUUGGCACUUACUUUUCAGCGAAUAUGGUUGAUUGUAAACGAAGCAGGUGUGCUUUUUGUGCUAUUUGAAAACAGCAAGUGCGUUUUUCUUUGCCAAAAAAUCAGCGCAAAUCGACCGCCGCCACCCACAAAUGCGAACGAAAUUGUGUGGUGAGAAAAGCGCUGGCGAAAAAAGUGACAGUUCACAAUGCCCACGAGAUUCACGUGAUGGCGCCAGUGUUGCUUAGCCAGCGAGCCAAACAGCUGACUCCGCCAGCAGCUGUUCCAGCGCCGCGCGCUCUCCAACACUGCCUGCGGCUAAGGUGCCGCAGUUUCAUUGCUUAAUUUUAUUCCAGAUUAGUUUAGUUUAAAACAUAUCGCCCGCCCUGGACCAUUAAUAUUAGCAAAGCUCAGGAUUAAAUAGAUAACCGGAUACAAUCAUGGCAUCCCACUGGCCCGAGAACGUUGGCAUACGCGCCAUCGAGAUUCUCUUCCCCUCCCAGUACGUGGACCAAACGGAGCUGGAGACCUUCGAUGGUGCCUCCGCGGGCAAGUACACAAUUGGCCUGGGCCAGGCCAAGAUGGGCUUCUGCUCGGACCGCGAGGAUGUCAACUCUCUCUGCCUGACGGUUGUGAGCCGCCUGCUGGAGCGGCAACAUGUGAAGCACUCGGAGAUCGGACGACUGGAGGUGGGCACCGAGACCAUUGUGGACAAGUCGAAGUCGGUGAAGUCCGUGCUGAUGCAGCUGUUCGCCGAGAGCGGGAACACGGACAUCGAGGGCAUCGACACCACGAACGCCUGUUACGGCGGCACGGCGGCGCUCUUCAAUGCCGUCAAUUGGGUGGAAUCUUCUAGCUGGGACGGCCGCCUGGCUUUGGCCGUUUGUGCUGAUAUCGCCGUGUACGCCAAGGGUGCAGCGCGCCCAACUGGUGGUGCGGGUGCUGUGGCUAUGCUGGUGGGUCCAAAUGCGCCGCUUAUCCUCGAUCGUGGACUACGCGCAACGCACAUGGAGCACGCCUACGACUUUUACAAGCCGGACCUCAGCUCCGAAUACCCAACGGUAGAUGGAAAGCUCUCUAUUCAGUGCUACCUUUCUGCUCUGGACACCUGCUACAGGCUGUAUCGCAAGAAGUUCGACCAGCAGCAGAAGGAUACUUCCAAGCAGCCGGCCAGCCUGAGCACCUUCGAUGCUAUCCUAUUCCACACACCGUUCUGCAAGUUGGUGCAAAAAUCUGUGGGUCGCCUGAGCUUCAACGAUUUCCUGCUGAGCAGUGAGGAGGAGCGAACGAAGCAGUUUCCCGACCUGGAACGUUUUAAUACCGCUACCCUGGAGAGCACCUACUUUGAUCGCGAUGUGGAGAAGGCCUUCAUGACGCAGUCCGCCAACAUCUUUGCCAGCAAGACCAAGAAAUCGCUGCUGCUGGCCAACCAAGUGGGCAAUAUGUACACACCCUCGGUGUACUCCGGUUUGGUGUCUCUGUUGAUUAGCGGACCAGCCCAGGAGCUGGUGGGAAAGCGCAUUGGUUUGUUCUCCUACGGAUCCGGACUGGCUGCUUCCAUGUACUCGAUCAGCGUGACCCAGGAUGCAGCUGCUUUCGAAAAGUUCGUCUCGCAGCUGGACUACGUGCAGCCGUUGCUGAAUUCACGGGAGAAGGUUGCGCCCGAGCAGUUCUCCGCGCUGAUGGAGGUGCGGGAGAAGAACAACCAUGCGGCGCCCUACACGCCAACGGGCAGCAUCUCCGCACUGUUUCCCGGCACCUACUACCUGAAGGACGUGGAUGCGCUGCAUAGACGCACCUACGAGCGCACACCGACCAUCAGCAAUGGGGUGCACUAACCCCGGGCUAUGGUUCCUUCGGUUUGGUUUCGGUUUCGCCUACAACUUGACAAUAACUCUAACUCUCUCGACCAAACCCAUGUAAGCAGUAGCUGUAGAUGGUAUCUAUUUAUAACUGGUAUGAUCCCGAGGGGUCGCUAUCCUUUUUGCUCUUAUUCGGGUCCUUGUCGCGUAUAUAGUACUACACUUCUUAUUUAUACAAGCUUGCGAAUUAACUCUUUCAUCCAGUCAGACCUUAUUUAUAUCAUGGAACAAGUCUUAACUAGCGUCGGUACUGCAAUCUAUGCCUAUAAUUGUACAAUACUUAUACCUGUGUGUAAUGCACACAAUCAAUUGUUUAAUAAACAAUAAAAAUCAACAAAGUC